CGUGUUUAUAAAAACUUAUAACUUCGUUAAUAUAAUGGGUGCUACAGUUGAAAUUAAUUCUUUUUCUAAAACAUUUCCCAUUUGUAAAACAACAGCGGUUGAAUCGAAUUUACAACAAACAUUAACCAUUUUCAAAGAACUUGUAAUGGAGUUUCAAGAACUAUAUACAGAAAACCAAAACUAUAGAAGUUUAUAUUUAAUGCGCAACAAAAAUUCUGAAAGCCAAACAUGUAAAACAUGUGAAGAGUUAAGAAAUAAUAUAUCCAUUAAGGACGAAAUCUUAGAUUCCGUGGUUUCAGCUUUAAACAAACUGAGUAGAACAAGGGACUUUAAUAUAAUUGAUACAAUAUUUAAAUUAAUAAAUGGUGAUAGCAAUAUAAUAAGUUCACCUAAAGAUAACAAAUGUAGAGUUGAUGAAAUGGUCACAAGUCCAUUAAAAGAAGAAUCAUUUAAUGAUGUUUCUCAUGAGGAAUCUGUGUCAGAGAUAAAAGGAACUACAGGCCGCAAGAGCCCUAUAAUUCAAAGUAAAAAGUUAAAGUCUAACACAACACAUUCCUUGAGCUUGAAGGAUAAGAAGAAGUGUCCUGAGUCUUGGCCUACACCAGAAACAAAGUGUAUAAAGUUAUCAUAUCCUACACCAACACGAAACAAGCCAUCGGGUAGACUGAAACAAGCUCGUCUCAACCUGGUCAAGAUGAAAACCACAAGUGUUGUAGAUCUCACAUGUUCUCCAGAGUUAGGACGGAGUUAUAGCGCAGUUAAUAUGCAGUGCAACAUUAAAAAGGAGGUGCUAGAAAACGAUGAUACAAUAUUACCAUCACCUACGAGUGGUCCAGUGGUCCAGUUACCUAUUUUUAAAUCAAUUAUAAAAGAGAGUCCAAGUAAGUUCACAAAACCAUCGUCAGUCACGAAGAUCAAGAUGGAACUCGAGACCAAGGAUCGCGAUACGGAGAACAUGUUCCCCGGACAAGUUACGAAGAAAGAAGUUGAGCAAUCGAUUAAUUUGUUAAAACAGUACCCGAAUAGGUUCAAAUCACCAUUAAAAAUGGAAGAUAAACUAAACGACGAAACUCACUGCGCUGAUGAGAGUAUUUCCCUACUUCAGCAUGUUAAGAAGAUCGACGAAAAGAUUAAGAGAGUUAAUAGUCCGCACAAACGUCCCCUGGUUGAGAACGUGAACUUGAUAAAUACCCAGAAACUCGCCGACACUCAGUCCAGCGUGUCGAUACUACAGGGUAUUGGCCACAUAGAAGCGAAGACCGAAAUCUCUAAAAGGAUAAAAUGUAACAUAGAGCCAGUUUACAAGGAGCCAGUUCUACGAAAGAAAGCCGAGAAACGCGCUCUGCCCGGCUGGAGCUGUGAGGAGUGUAAAAACUUCUACGACGAACUCUACAAAGACGACGUAGAUAUGCUCGCGAAAAAAAUGGAUGAGUGUUCCAAACAUCGAGGUAAGAAUAAUCCCAUCAGGCCGAAAACACCCGAUGGCUUCUGGAACCCUCGCUGGGAGGUUCCCCAAGACACUGAAGAGUUUAACUUAAGAAAUAAUGCUAUGUAAUAAUGUAUUCUUAUCAGUUGAAUAACUUUUAACAUUGAUAAAACUUUGAAUAAAUGUGUAUGAAACUUUUAAUGAUAAGUAUAUAAUUUGAUCGAUUAUUAUAUAAAUUUAUAUCUGAAAUAGAACUUAAAAAUAUUAUCCAACUGUUAAAAUAUCACGAAAUUAAAUAAUCCUGAUU
This is a messenger RNA of Vanessa tameamea, 1733 nucleotides long. RefSeq lists its product as uncharacterized. Gene Ontology annotation, molecular function: damaged DNA binding. The record is from RefSeq and is a predicted model, not a curated record. The coding region runs from base 35 to 1555 and encodes 506 amino acids. The transcript has 11 exons. Gene Ontology annotation, biological process: DNA double-strand break processing involved in repair via single-strand annealing. Lineage: Eukaryota; Metazoa; Arthropoda; Insecta; Lepidoptera; Nymphalidae.